Molecule: messenger RNA, 1623 nt
Organism: Funneliformis caledonium
Lineage: Eukaryota; Fungi; Glomeromycota; Glomeromycetes; Glomerales; Glomeraceae
Source: the annotation of a GenBank genome assembly
AUGACCGAUCAACAUUUCAAAGGAACGGUCGAUAAGAAUAUAAAUAAUUAUCAACUUACUUCUGUAAUUCGUAGAGAAUCAAGAGAAGUACCUUUCUCUCCUUUUUUACCACCUGAAACUUUAGGUGAAAUUUUUUCAUAUGUUGGAGAUGAUAUAAAAUCAUUACAUUCAUGUCUUCUUGUUAAUAAAAUGUGGUGUGAGAGUGCUGCCCUGAUUUUAUGGAGGCAGCCAUUUGAUAUUUCUUCAAUAAUGGCAUCUGCCGACCUUGUCGACGUGUAUUUCUUGUUUUUUUCAGAUGAUAUUAAAAACUUUUUGUUAACAUCAGUUCCAAAUGGAUUAUCACAUUUACUUUCUAAUAGACCAUCUUUGAAUUAUUUAUCCUAUUUAAGAUAUGUAGAUUUCAAGAAGGUUUAUAAGGCUGUUAGGAUGUGGUUGAGGUGUAAAACUUUAUUCGAACCUUUAAGUUUAGAAUUCAAAAAGAAACAGAUAGCUUUAGCAAAUAGAAUAGUUACCGAAUUGGGGAAAAUCUUUACAACGGGAUAUGCGAGGUUAGAUCGACUAUCACUUUGCGUUGACAGUAAAUAUUUCGAGUAUAAUCCCAUAGAUAGUGAAGAGGAUUGUUUAUCUUGGCCAUGUUAUCCUGGAGCUUGCAGCGCAUUGUCAGAGCUUCGAGAGUUCUUAUGUGGGGGACAAUUCGUAAAGGACAAAAUCUUACAUACGAUGGCUGGAAUAUGUAAAGACAUUGAAGUACUUACCAUUCACGAAUCCGCUGAUACAUCACCUAAAAUGUUGGCAGAAUUUAUCAACGCUCAAAGAAGGUUAUUAAAAUUUACACUUACAAGUUGGUCGGGGGAGACUCUCGAGAUUUUAUCUUCCUUAAGAAGGCAAGCAAGAACUUUAAGACACAUGGAACUGAUUAGGUGUACAUUUCCUAAAAAUGAAGAUUAUACAAAAUUAUUUUGUGGUUUAGCGGAAUGUCGUAAUUUAAAAACAUUAAAACUUUCACAAUGUCAAAAUUUAAGUACGAAAAUCAUGAAACCAUUAGCGAAAGCGAGUUUUGAACAAUUACAAACCUUUAUAAUUGAUAAUGAAGCAGUUCCAGAUCCUCCAACCUUAGAAAUUAAGAAUAUUAUUCAAAAUUCCAAAGAUUCGCUUAUAGAAAUAGGGUUAUGUGUGAAUUUGUCAUUAUACGUUGAUAUCAUGGAAACCAUUGGAUCAUGUUGUCCAAAUUUACUUAAAUUAAGUGUUACAAUCGAAAGAGAUUAUGAAAUACAACAAUUAAUCACAUUAUUUAAAUCUUGCACAAAGCUUGUUGAAUUAAGAAUACCAAGAAAAUGGAAAUUGUUUGAAGUAAAAAGAUCUUUAAUUGAAUUGGGAAAUGUUUUACCAUUCACAUUACAAAGCUUAGAAUUAGACGGGUUAAGAUUCAGUCAUGAGACAUGGGAAGAAUUUUUGAAAAUAUGUCCCAAAUCUAUAGAUCAUUUUACAUUCAAUUGUUUUAAUAAGUCAAUAUUUGUUAGUACUUUACAGAAAUAUGGAGAGGAAUGUGGUAAAUGCGUGAAAAAUGAGGAAGUACUUGGUCAAUUUUAUUUACCAAUGCAAGUAUCUGUAGAGUUGCGUUGA